AUGCAGUAGACAGACUCCACGUUAGACUCCAUCUUUGCUCUUCACUUUGCAUUUCGUCUGCAAGAUGAAUUCGCUUUCCUACGUCUCCCGCCAAUUCGACGUCCUGGCUUCCUCCAGUGCGCCUAAUACCCCUCCGUCCACCCCAACAGGCGAACUUGGUCCGGGUGAUCCACGACCAUCUUUGAAGCGUAUUCGAACGUGGGCGUCUGCGCGUGCGUUCUUCCUACCACAAGACUCCAUACAACGACGGUAUACCACCCAGCCUCCAAUACGUGUACGCAAGCGCUCGGGAUCUACUCCCUUUAGUCCGCGUUUUCAGUUCGUCCCGUCUGGACCUGCCUCUAACUCGUUUCAGCAAGACCCUGCAGUAAUAGAACAGGGCGAGAUUCGAGCUGUGCCGCAGACGCAUUCACCCGUGUCUUCCAUGCCAUUACCUCAGCCGAAGACGGUUUCGACAAAGGAAUCUAGCUGGUUGCACAGACUAUACUUUCUCCGAGUAAUCUGCCUCCUUGCAAGUUGGCUACGGGCAAUAUGGAAUAGUGUGACGCGAUCCUUACUGGUGGACGAGCCUGGCACUGGCAAAGGCAAAGGCAUCCAAGGGCAGGAAGAUUUGUCAGAACAGACAAGCAGUAAUGGAAAGGAGAGCGAUCCUGAUGCCGUCCGCAGUCGAGAAACAAGGUCCAAAGCAAGUUUGAGCAAAGCUUCCUUUGUUCGAGCCAGAGCAUCGUCAAUCAUAAAAAUAGCAUUGCAGCCACAGACCAAACCCCCUACACCAUCACCUCCAAGCCAGCCUACUUUAGGUCCUCCGCCAACCUUUAAUCUUAUUCCUCCUGAUCAAACGGAUGAUACCGACAAUACCGACAAUAAUGUUCGUUGUAUUGUUUCACUAGAUCCUCCUGCGUCUCUUUCAACAGCGACUCUCACCCCACAAACGCCACCAAGCAAACGAGCAUCGCAGUCUACUUCCUCCCGUCCUUCAACACCAGCAAAGGCAACUCCACUGCAUAUGCGGAAGACACUCGUACUUGAUCUGGACGAGACAUUAAUACACUCUACAACACGGCCGUUACCGUCUGGUGGUAGAAAUGGACUCUUCAACCUCGGAAGCCUUAUUGGCUUUGGUCACAACAGGAAGGCUGGUCAUAUUGUUGAAGUCGUUAUGAAUAACCGAAGUACGCUGUAUCAUGUCUACAAGCGACCUUUCGUGGACUACUUUUUGCGCAAGGUGUCGGCCUGGUACACACUCGUAAUCUUCACGGCAUCGAUGAAAGAAUACGCAGAUCCAGUGAUUGAUUGGCUAGAUGCUGGGCGAGGCAUACUUUCUUUACGUUUCUUUCGGGAGCAUUGCACACAGCUCCCAAAUGGCUCAUAUUCGAAGGAUCUUUCAAUACUUAACGAGGACCUCGCACGUAUCUGCCUUAUAGACAACUCACCUGCAAGUUAUAGUAUUAAUAAAGCGAAUGGUAUUCCUAUUGAAGGUUGGACCCAUGACCCAUAUGACGAAGCACUGCUCGAUUUACUGCCCGUCCUCGACUCCUUACGUUUCACUGGCGACGUUCGGCACAUUCUCGGUCUUCGUGGUUUCUAGACGCAUGUCUCUUGUCCUUAUGCAACGUCUUCGGUGGGAUUCCCUUUGCGCAACCAAAUUCCAAUUCUUCCAUGGGCAUCUUAAAUUUCUUGUGUAUUUUAUGAAUCAACAACUCCAACAACUCGUAACAUAUCUCCUGCUCUGCUGCAAAUCCGCUUACUUAUUGUUUUGAUAUCUAACUUUGCAAACUGCAAACUGCAAACACUCCUCCCUGCAUGCCUGGACAACUUCUCGUCGUUUUUCUACAGCCACAGCAUUGCCAGUAGGUCGCCCAUGUCCAUAACAUAAUAAUAUGUUCUGCGUGUAUUCCUAGAGCAUUAAUUAGUUUAGUUUUAUUUUUUCUUGUUCUUUCUCUUGCUGUCUUCUGCUGGUGGUCCGAUUCUCUCUUCUUUUGUCAUUGUUAAAUGAAUACCAAUCAG
Fomitiporia mediterranea MF3/22 is the source of this 2007-nucleotide messenger RNA. RefSeq names its product NIF-domain-containing protein. The transcript has 4 exons. Gene Ontology annotation, molecular function: protein serine/threonine phosphatase activity. The record is from RefSeq and is a predicted model, not a curated record. Bases 65 to 1588 code for a protein of 507 amino acids. NCBI's taxonomy places the organism in Eukaryota, Fungi, Basidiomycota, Agaricomycetes, Hymenochaetales, Hymenochaetaceae.